Molecule: messenger RNA, 2059 nt
Organism: Thlaspi arvense
Lineage: Eukaryota; Viridiplantae; Streptophyta; Magnoliopsida; Brassicales; Brassicaceae
Source: the annotation of a GenBank genome assembly
UGCUCGGGUUAAGGAUCCCGCCAAUAAAAAAAUAAAAAAAUAAUACAUAUACAAAUAUUGGUCGGUCACGCCAUUUGGCAGCUAUCAUGCUUCUCGUCACCGAUCUUUGAAACCCUCAACUUUCCGCAAUCUCUUCUUCUGCGUUAUCCUCAAUGGAGUCCUCAUCAAACCCCAGCAUCAUCGAAGAGGACGAGGAACUUUUUCGAUUCCUCGACGCACCAGACGAAUUUUAUUACGAUUGCUUGCCGCUAAUCCGUCGCGAUUCCCGCCGUCAAUCGUCGUCUCUCUCGGGUAAUCCCUCCGCCGCGAGUCUCCGGCGGAGAAUGUCGGCACCUCGACGGAAUCUGAUAUGCUCCGAUGCUGAAUCGGAGACGUCUUCUUCCUCUUCCAAUGGAUUUGAAUUCGUUGGGAAAUCGAGUUAUGUGGAUAAGGGAGACGAGCUCAAGGGGGAUUUCGAAUCAAGCGAGAAUGAUAGCGACGUAAUUGAAUCAACGAAGGACCUAAUUGACGUAUCUCCAGAGAAAGAGAACGACUUGGUUGUGAUUAUGGAUGAAACUGUUUCGGGUUCGGACCGGGUUGACCCGUUUCAGGAAGGUAAAAGCUUUUCUGGAGAGAAAACCGAAGAAUCCUCGGUGACCACCGUGGGAGAUGAUCGAGAAGAAGAAGAAGACUACGCUGGAUCGGCACCGCAGCAGCUCCGGGAGCCAAAUUCUCCAGAUUCGUCAGUCCUGGGGUUUUUGGUUGGUCUAGUGUUCAAAGCAAUCGAAUUUCAAGUCAAUCUGAUGAUAAGCUUUGUCAAGUUUCCUCCAUGGUUGCUCAAGUGGUGCUUUCUCAUCGCUUUUGACCCCUUUAGCACAAUGAAGCUUGGCAGACGCUUUUUAACGACAAGAGUUGGUGUGAUGAGUGAUAUGAUAUUGGGAACCUUUAAGCUGAGUUGGUUAAAAGAUCCCAAACGAAUGCUGGACAUUGCGUGCAAGUUUGGGUCUGGUGUGUUUUGGGCUGUUUAUGUUGGCAUCGUGUUGUUUGCCUUGUUGGCUUUGUCCCUUAUGCUUGGUGGGUUUAUGAUAAACCGUGUAGCAGAUAAACCAUUUGUGGUCAAGGAGAUCUUGAAUUUCGAUUACACCAAGAACAGUCCUGAAGCGUAUGUGCCCAUAACCUCGUGUGCUGGUGUUGCUUGUGAUGGAAGCUGCAAAGAAAGUAACGAAAUGUGGAAGAUCAGGGGAUUGCGAGCUAUCCCUCGAGACCACAAGUUGGAGAUCACUCUUUCAAUGACGUUACCUGAGUCUGCCUACAAUAAAAACCUCGGAAUGUUUCAGAUUCGGGUGGAUUUCUUAUCUGCGGAUGGUCAAACGCUUGCUAGUAUAAGGCGUCCUUGCAUGUUAAGAUUCAGAAGCGAGCCUAUCCGUCUUGUUCAGACCUUCUUCAAGGUGGUUCCGUUGGUCACAGGAUAUGUCUCUGAGAUCCAAACCUUGAGCUUGAAGCUGAAAGGCUUUGCAGAAAAGGACAUUCCCACUGCUUGCUUAAAGAUAAUGAUCGAACAGCGUGCGGAGUUUCGACCCGGUGCAGGUAUUCCAGAGCUGUACGACGCAUCCCUGUCGCUUGAAUCAGAUCUUCCUUUCUUCAAAAAAGUUAUAUGGAAAUGGCGCAAAACUCUGUUCGUCUGGAUCAGCAUGAGUAUGUUCAUUACGGAAUUGCUUUUCGCGUUGAUUUGUUGCAGUCCUCUGAUCAUCCCAAGAACACGACGUAGAGACAGACCGCCUUCGAAUCCGACCGGAAGUAGUUGAUGGAGUCAAUAGCCUGCUGUUAUGUACAUGAUGUUUUGUAACACUCUGAAACGGUAUUUUCACUUCCUGUUUACUUUAGCUCCUUAAAAGUUCUUUGAUUUAAUUGUAAAGUCAUAGUCUACAAAUCAAAGUUGACUCUUAUAUAUGUGUUUAAAUUUAAGAUAUGUUCUGUAAAAUCGAGUGUGAUGAGUAAUAGAAUGGCUACUUUCAGUCUCUCCGCAGAAUCAUUGUGUUGAUACUGAAUAGUAUCUGUGUUGAUAAUCAUUAGUAUCAUC